AUGAUUAAGCCAAAAAUGAUAGAAAAUGAAAAAGAUUUUCAUUGUUCUAAAGGACAUUAGCUACCAGUUGUUACAAUUGCAGUUGAUCCAUAGUUAUCAAGGAAUUAGAGACUCUUGUGCACAGAAUGCUUAGAAGAUACAGACAUGGAUUUCAAAGUGGUUGGAUUGAGAAAAAUUAUUUCAUUAAUUGAAGAAAAUUAGGUCAAGAAGAUAGAAAGAGUAGAAAAUAUAAUAAAGAAUUCUAUAUAAACAAUUGAAUCAUUACAUGGUAUUAUUGAUUAAAUGAAAUCAUUUAUAAUACAAUAAUUUAACUCAUUGAUUACUAUAAUGAUGGAAUGGAUUCAGAAUCUUAAAUAAUAAGGAUCAUUAUAUUCUUAAUAUAGCUUUUAUGAGGAAUUAGAAGUUAUUAUUUUAAAGUAAAAUAAAACUAAUACAAACUAAUAAAUAUUAUUACAAGAAAUUUAGAAAACUAAUCACUGUUGGUCUUCCAAAUUGAAUCCUAAAUUAGAAUACUUUAAUUAAUUAGUCGAAUAUAAUAAAUGUAAAGAGCUAUUGUCGAAUUUAGAAUUUGGUUCUAAUACAUUUACUCAAGUUGAACAGUAACCUUAAAUAAAAAUAGAGUUGUAAUAAUAAAAAAAUCUAUAAAAUAUUUUAUAUGAAAGUGAAAUCAAAUUAAAAUUAAUUGAUUAAUCUGUUAAAUAAAAUGAUAGAUGUAAUGCAAUAGUUUUUGAUUCUUGUGGAUAAAUUAUGGUAUCAACAGAAAAUAAUGAUAUAAAAAUAUGGAAGUUUCUAAAUGGAAAAAUUGAAUAAAUUAAAAUAUUGUAAGGACACACAAAUUCGAUCUAAUGUUUAGUCUACAGUAAGAAAUAGAAUUCCUUUAUUUCAGGUGCUAAUGAUAAUUCAAUAAGAUGUUGGAAAUAAUUGGACUCAUCUGAUUGGAUCACUUCAGAACCUUAUAAAGAACAUACACAUUGUGUAAAUUGUAUUAUAUUGAAUUCCAACGAAGAUUUACUUUUUUCUGGAAGUGAUGAUAAAUCAAUUAAAGUAUGGAAGGUUGAUUUUAAUUAAAAUAUAUUAACAUACAUGUAUUCAUUAGAUAAACAUAAUAAUAUAAUUAUAGCAUUAAGUUUAAAUGAAUCAGAAACAUAAUUAGUAUCAUGUGCAAAAGAUAAGAAUUAGAUUAUAAUUUGGGAAAGAAGAGAAUAAGAUAAGUUUGAAUUCAAAUAUUUUGUUAAAUAAUCAAUUUUAGAUUAAGGAAAAAAGGUGAAGUUUAUAAAAAAUAAUUAAUUUAUUUGGGUAACUGGGGGAAAAGAAAUAGAUAAACUUUGCAUAUUUGAAUUAAAAGAAGGAGUAUUUUAAGAAAAUUAGGAUAAGACUAUUCAAUUAAUUGCAAAUAAUUAAAUAUUUGAUGAAUAUCGAUUUUCAAUAGUUUAUAAUAAGGAGAGAAAUUUGAUGGUAGUAAGACAUAAAACUUAUAUUUAUAUCAUUACAGAAAUUAAUGAUGGGAAAUUCAAAAUAGUUGAUUAAUUGAAUUGUGAUACAUACGAUGUUUACGGGACUAUCACAAAUAAUGGACAAUAUUUAGUCUAUUUUGAUAAUAAAAAGAAAGGAUAUUCAACAUAUGAAUUAUUAAAUAAAUGA
This is a messenger RNA of Paramecium sonneborni, 1641 nucleotides long. The record is from the annotation of a GenBank genome assembly. Lineage: Eukaryota; Ciliophora; Oligohymenophorea; Peniculida; Parameciidae.